GUCCCUUGCCCUCCUCGCACGUGCGUGCCGUGCUGCCGUUAGGGCGAUCACGUGACUCGCGGCGGGCAAGAUGGCGGCGGCCAGCGGGAGGCGUGAGCGGCUGUGAGCGCGGGGGGCUCCGUCUCUGAGCGGGGAACGGGCGGGCCCGGGGUCCCUCCCCGCCAUGUCGCGCCUCAUCGUGAAGAACCUGCCGAGCGGGAUGAAGGAAGAUCGCUUCCGGAAGCUGUUUGCAGCCUUUGGCACGCUGACUGAUUGCAGCCUGAAAUUCACCAAGGAUGGCAAGUUCCGCAAGUUUGGAUUUAUUGGCUUUAAGUCCGAAGAUGAAGCCAAAAUGGCAAUGAAUCAUUUCAACAAAAGUUUCAUAGACAUGGCCAGAAUCACGGUAGAGUUCUGUAAAUCGUUCGGUGACCCAUCGAAGCCCAGAGCUUGGAGUAAACACUCCCAGAAGCCUUCUGCACCAGAGAAACCCACCGAUAAGCCCAAAACAAGUCCAGCUCCCACGGAGACAAAGAAAGAUAAAAAGAAGAAAAAUACAACAGGAAACUUAAAAGAGCUGGAAGGAGAUGAGGCAUUUAGAGAAUUUUUGGUGGUUCAUCAAAAACGGACUCAAGUGGCCACUUGGGCUAAUGACAUGUUGGCGGAGGAGCCCAAGACCGGGAAAUCGAAGCCGGUGGAUGAUUAUCUGAACUUUGACUCGGAUGAGUCAGAGGAGCUCAGCGAAGAGGAGGAGGGCAGGGGCAAACGCCACAAGGAGCAAGAAACCGCAGGCACCAAAAUAAAGAAGAGCCCCAGAGAAAAGGCAGCUGCCAGGGCAGAGCUCUCCGAUAUGGAUUACCUGAAAUCUAAAGUGGUGAAAGAUUCCUCGUCUUCCUCAGCCGAGGAGGAGAGUGAGGAGGACCAGCUGGACAGUGAGAGCAUGAGGGGGGGAAGCGAGGAUGAGAAGGAGCCCAGCAGCUUGGAAACUGUCGGUGUCCAGGUGGAAAAAGGGGCAGAGCUGGAAGGACAGAGCAAAGGGCAGGGGACAGUGGUGGAGAGGAAGAAGAAGAAAGGAGCAACACUGGAGAAUCGGGCCAACCCCAAUGUAGCCACCACGCCGUACACAGUGAAGCUGCGCGGUGCCCCGUUCAAUGUCACUGAGCAAAACGUUCGAGAAUUCCUCUUGCCCCUGAAGCCGGUGGCGAUCAGGAUAGCAAGAAACGUACAUGGGAAUAAGACAGGUUACGUCUUUGUUGAUUUCAACGGCGAGGAAGAAGUACAGAAAGCCUUGAAACGAAACAAGGAAUACAUGGGUGGGCGCUACAUUGAGGUGUUCCGAGAGGAGAGUGGGCUGAAGAUGAAGCUCACCCGGAAGGGCGAAGACCAGCCCUGGCAAAGGAGGAAGAAGGCUGAUGAGGAAGAGGAAGACCUCUCGGAGUCAGGAAGGCUCUUUGUCAGGAAUCUCCCUUACACUAGCACCGAGGAGGACUUGGAGCAAAUAUUUUCCAAAUAUGGUCCCCUGUCCGAGAUCCAUUUCCCCAUAGACAGUCUGACCAAGAAACCCAAGGGAUUUGCCUUCAUCACCUACAUGAUCCCAGAGCAUGCAGUGAAGGCCUUCGCAGAAGUGGACGGGCAGGUGUUUCAGGGCAGGAUGCUGCAUGUGUUACCUUCCACCAUAAAGAAGGAAGAAGGGGAGAACCUAGAUGCUGAGGGAUCCUCUUCCUACAAGAAGCAGAAAGAGUCCAAGGACAAAGCAAACAGUGCCAGCUCUCACAACUGGAACACGCUGUUCAUGGGCACGAACGCUGUGGCAGAUGCAAUCGCACAGAAGUACAAUGCCACCAAGAGCCAAGUUCUCGAUCACGAAGGCAAAGGCAGCGUGGCCGUGAGGGUAGCUCUGGGUGAAACCCAGCUAGUCCAGGACGUCCGCCAGUUCCUGAUCGACAAUGGAGUCAGCCUGGAUUCCUUCAGUCAGGCUGCUGGAGAACGGAGUAAAACUGUGAUCCUAGUGAAGAACCUCCCUGCCGGUACUAAAGUGGUGGAGCUGGAGGAGGUCUUUGGCCCACAUGGCAGCCUCGGGCGAGUGCUGCUCCCGGAAGGAGGGAUCACAGCCAUUGUGGAAUUCUUGGAGCCCACGGAGGCCAAGCAAGCCUUCACCAAGCUGGCCUACUCCAAGUUUCAGCACGUCCCUCUGUAUCUCGAGUGGGCUCCCAUGGGUGUCUUUUCCUGCCCACCCCCUGAGAAGAAACAGCCUGAGAUUCCAGGAGAGGAAGGAGAAGCCAGGCUGGGAACUGCUGGUGAUGAAACUGAGGAAGCUAAAAAGGGCUCAGAAAAAAUAGCAGUAGAUGAGGAGGAGGAGGAGGACGAGGAGAGUGUUCCAGGAUGUACACUGUUCAUCAAAAACCUCAACUUUGCCACCACAGAAGAUACGCUGAUGGAGACGUUUUCCAAAGUGGGAGCUGUGAAGAGCUGCACGAUCUCAAGGAAGAAAGACAAAGCAGGAACUUUACUUCCUAUGGGCUUUGGAUUUGUGGAGUACAAGAAACCAGAGCAUGCUCAGAAAGCCCUCAGACAGCUCCAGGGUUGCUCAGUAGAUGGCCAUCAGCUGGACGUGAAGAUCUCCGACAGGGCCAUCAAGCCCACUGUGACACCAUCCCGCAAAAAACAAACGCUCAAGAAGCAAAAGAGCUCCAAGAUUUUGGUCCGAAAUAUCCCAUUCCAGGCAACCGUGAGGGAAAUCAGAGAGCUGUUCAGCACCUUUGGAGAGCUGAAGACCGUCCGCCUGCCAAAGAAAAUGGCUGGGACAGGAUCUCACCGUGGCUUUGGAUUUGUGGAUUUCCUCACCAAACAGGAUGCCAAGAAAGCCUUCAACGCCCUGUGCCACAGCACACACUUGUACGGCAGGAGGCUGGUCUUGGAGUGGGCUGACACGGAGGAAACAGUGGAGGCCCUGAGACGGAAAACAGCUGAUCAUUUUCACGAUUCCCCAAAGAAGAAGAAGCGUGCUGUGGCUUUGGACGAAAUCCUGGAGCAGCUGGAGGAGGACGGGGAUGACGAUGCAGGCGACUAGCAGACUCAUCGGCUGCUGUUUGGAGUCUGAGGGUCGUCUGUUGAUGGACACAGAGAGAGCGAGUGGCAUCCAUCCACCUCUGUAUUCUGCAACCAAGAAAAUUUGUUGCCAUCUGAACCUGCUACACCAGGCCUUUAAACCAGAGGACCAAUUCUUGCUUCAGACACAGGUCUGGUAGCCAGGCUUUUUAAACCCAAGAGGGAAAUGCACCUUGAAUCUGCAGGUAGAAGACGAGCCUUUUUCAUCUGCGAGCAACGCAUGCCAGUCCACGUGCACCUGUGGAGGGCCCCGUUAAACCAGAGAAGGAUUUCAGGCUAGAACAUUAACUCCUUCACCUCAGCGAGGCGCACCCCCACCUGCAUUGCAAUCUGGGGAGCUGGCCCUUCAGCUGGAGAACGCUACCCCUCAAGGGAACAUCAGUCGCUCACUUUUGUAACCGAUUGUUCCCACUGCUUGAAUAAUUUAAAAAACAUCCGUGUACAUUUAAAAAAAAAAAAAUUCAAGACUGUUACUAAAAGCAGGUGAAUCCCUUUUUAUUUCUAUUAACCACAACUGGGUGUUUAUCCGAGCCCACGAGGAAGGUGAAAAUAUUAGUGUUCAUCUCUGAGCCUGUCAUUUCUGUCCACGCUCGCAGCCAGCAGUGGCCCUUCCCUUCCCCGGUUUCAAAAGAAAAGAGGCUUUUGCUUUUCAACCGGGGGUAGUGGUUUACAUAUGUACACGGCUGAUAAAGUAUUUCACUUCGCCCCCUUCCCCCUGGGAAUUGCUGUCUUAUGGCAAAACUGCUCUGGCUAACAGAGGAUGCAACAGAUCACAUGUGUUGGCUGCAAAUGUUCUAUUUAUUAUAUAUAUGUUUUAUCACUGCAUAGCUUUAAAAAAAAACCCUUCUCUCUGCUGUUGGCCAGAUUUGUCUGGUUUCCCAAGGGAGUGGACGUGAGCCCAGUAUGAUCUCCAGUCACAGUGUCCGCUUGCUCCCUGGGAAGGUGCCUUAAGGCUUCCCUGGAAGGUUACAUCUUGUGGCUGCCUAAAAUGAUUCCAGAGCUUGGGAUGUUGUCUCAGUUCGUUCCCAUCUUUAUUGAAGGGGUUUCUGAUGCACUCAGCAUUGACCUAACUCUGCUCCCUUUGAAGGCGAUGGGCGUUUUGUCAUUCAGAUCACUGGGAAGCAGCGUUAGGCGGAUGCAUGGUGCUUUUGAAAAUCCCGUUCUGAGCAUCAAGUGGGAAGCGGCUGCAGGACACCAGGCAUGGCCCAGCCUUGAACAGGGACAAACCUAGGCCAGAUACUACUUCAGGAGAUGGUAGCCCCACCACUGCCCCUUUCUCAAACGCAGGGCGCGUGGUUUCCUGCCCUCUUAGAUGGGGACUCUUACAGCUGGUGGCUCGGGUUUUAAAAGGAGAAUUUUAAAUGGCGGUUUGCUUCCAUUGAAAUCAAUGGUACGAGUUGGGCCAACGCUGAGCAAGUGCUUUUUGAAAAUCCUACCCCAAGUCUCUACUCAGAGGUACUGUGUCAUCUGAGAAAGAACCAGGUCAUCUCAGAGGUAACUCCUUGGGCGUGGCGGAUCAAUCGUAGUUGUGUAGAGGUCAUUUACUCUUGGCAUGAAGUGGUUAAACUAGAGAUGGGCAUAGUGGUGUGGUUAGCAUUGACUGUGCAUGUGGCACUGCCUAGCGCACAAAACUAGUCCCAGUGCCAGCUCCAAAGAGCUGACGGUCUAAAAGAUGCACACCCAGGAGUGAGGUCACAGCAGGCAAUCUAGAGGUGGUGAAGACUUAGUGGAUAUUAAUCUAGGCAGAGAUUUUUCAAUAGAGUCCAAGAGGGUCGGUCCUGGGGCCGGUUUUGUUCAGCAUCUUUAUUAAUCAUCUGGAU
Molecule: messenger RNA, 4904 nt
Organism: Trachemys scripta elegans
Lineage: Eukaryota; Metazoa; Chordata; Testudines; Emydidae
Gene: RBM19
Product: RNA binding motif protein 19
Molecular function (GO): RNA binding
Source: RefSeq, a predicted model, not a curated record